Molecule: messenger RNA, 6804 nt
Organism: Coregonus sp. 'balchen'
Lineage: Eukaryota; Metazoa; Chordata; Actinopteri; Salmoniformes; Salmonidae
Source: the annotation of a GenBank genome assembly
UUGUCUGAGUGGUCCGCAUCCUCAUGUUGCACUAAAAAGAUUUUCCUGAUGUUUGACAUUUUAUGAAAAACCAUCAUUACCCAGCAUCCACCGCUAAACGUUCCUUCCGGUUUGUCCGCCAUUAAAGAAAGCAGGUAAGAAUUUGAUGAAGAAUUACUAUCAUCUGAAAUCUUCACAAAAUCAUUGUCAUCCUUCGUUUAUCAGCAAUUCUUAUAGAACUAACAUAAGGUUUAGUUGUUACGAAAAGCAUGGCGCCAAUAUUGUAAUGAUAAAUAAUAUAAUUUAGCGGUAACGUCACCGGAAAGUUGCUGCGCUUACAUGACUUCUUUCCCUACACAUGAGAAUCGUAUCAUAUCGCCUUGUUGCUGGAGUUUCGUAACGAGCCGCUCUUUACAGUUAGAUGACAUGCAUGUCCUUGUCUAAUAUAGUCAUUUUCCUCGGCAGAAGUAAGCAACUACUAGAUAACUACGUUAGUUAGCUAUCUAGCUAACAUUGCUAGCAUUCUGUCUGUUAUAACAGCCAUAUUUGGUUAACGUUCGCUAACUUGCUUAAUCAAGAGGCAUACACCUCAAUACGUUAAGACUGCUUGUUGAGCUAGCUUUAGUGGCUUGUGUAGCAACUCCGCCACUUUUAACAUUUGGGUUAUUAUGAAGUAUUUAGUGAUGACCUACACAGUUUGUAAUGUUAUGAUUUCAUGUCUACUAUUCACUAGUUACCACAGCCACAAAGUCAUAAAACCCGCCCAUUUAUACAAUUUAUCUUAGGGUGUGUUGUUGAAUUCACUCUGUAGUGCUAGUGUGCGUUCUGGGCGUUCGUAAAUUCAGAGUGGUGUCAGAUUGUCGGUUUGUAAAUUCAGAGCGUUUCGUGCUCUCGCCGCGUUCAGAACGCACACUGGACGCUCUGGCUGAGGAGUAGGGUUGAUCCGACCAUUCUGACCUCACAGCUGCAGUCAAGCACUCAAACUAACUGGCUAACGUUGGCUAGCUACUUCCAGACACAAAUGAGAGAAUCUCACUCACUCAGACCAUUUUACUCACCCAAGCUAGGCUGGACACAUGACAUUUUAAACACUUUUUUUCUGAUAACUAGUAAAUUGCAUCCGCCAUGGAGCCCAGUUUCAAAAUAUUACCAUAUGUCCCAGCUGCUUGCCAUAAUUUUGAAGUAAUGGUGAAAAAACAGGCCUUAUUUUAGGUCAUUUAUCACCCUGCCAGCUCCUAUUAGUUCUAUUGAGCACUGUGGCACCAACUCGCCUUCCGAACGCUCUAUUCCCAGCCCAUUGUUCUAUGUCUUAAUGCCUGCUAAGCUAUUGUUGGCGAUGAGAGCUGCCCAUGUUGAACUCGGAGGCUUACCUCCGGUAACUUAUUAUUAACAAUGUUACGGCUACUUGGUGCGCAAACUCACUGUUCGCCUGUGUACACGUUAUUGUGACCCACAGUGCUAACGAUGGCUGGCACAUAGCCGUCAAACAUUUUCUGGUGAUGGUAAAUCAUAUUUUUUUCAGAAAAAGGUGUAAACCUGAACAAAAUACAUGUCCCUGUACUCUGUUUCAAGACGUGGCCGAUUUUAAACAGCCAGAAAGAAUACAUUUUUUAAAUUAAGAAAUAACCUUUUUUGGCGAUUUGUUGUUUCUAAAUGGCUGCAGGGUGAUUUGAUAUGCGUCGAAAUCUGUUUGUUCAUAGGCAUCGAAUUGAGCGACUGCUUCGCAGGUUCACUUGAGUUGCAAACCAAAUGGAUAGGUCUAGCGCAUUGAUUUGUAGAUCUGACGCAGUUGCUACCUCAGAUUAUGAGCCUAGCUAGUGUCACAAAUGAGCUAUGUAGUGCCCACAGAAGGCCACAGGGAGGAGCAAGAGAGUUAUAAACCCAUACAGUUUUUUUGCCUUAAAAACCCUAAACUUACGUAUAACCUAUUUUAGCCUUAACCCUAACUGGUAAAAAAUGCACCUAUAGCUGUAAUGGUCACCAUUUUCUAACCCUAAACCUGACUUGUAACACAAUGCACCUAUAGCCGUAAUGGUCACGGUAAUUCUAACCCUAACCGGUAACACAAUGCACCUAUAGCUGUAAUGGUCACCAGUUUUCUAACCAUAACCCUAGGUAUAACCUAUUUUAGCUGUAACCCCUUGUAAGUCACUCUGGAUAAGAGCGUCUGCUAAAUGAUGAAAAUGAAUAGGUAUAACCUAUUUUAGCCUUAACCCGAAUUAUUGGGUAGGGUAGCCUAGAACACUUUCAGAAACUAUUUUUGUAAUAAUAUUAUGUUAGUAAAUACCAUUAUAGUACUAAAUAGCAUUUUGAUUGUUUAAAAAAAACAACCUAUGAGCAUUUUUGUUAUUUUAUUAUAUUUAUUAUUGCAAGGCAGAGCACUUGAUAAACAAGCCACAUUUUAUUUUUCAAAUGUGGUUUGAGCUGGGUGUGACCUAGUAACCUAUAUGUGAAAGUCCAGCAAUUGGCUGGGGUAGGUGGGGCAGGUUUGAGACUGAGAAAAAUACACUAUUUCUCAGCUGCCUCACCAAUUUCUAUGUGAAUUAAUAACUUUGAAUUGCUAAAUAUUUCCAAUAGAUGGCAGCAUAAGACCACAAAGCAUCAGUUAUAGGCUAUAGCAGCAAUAUGAUUGACAUAAAAUGGCAUGCACCCAAAGACUAUGUCCCAUGAUUUUCUAAAAUGGUGAGCAAAAAAAUAGUGACUAUACUAGGUAUUGAACCCCGGCCAAAUAAUAACUAGUCAGAUGCGCUAACCUCAACCCUAGUAGACAUGCAUUAUAAAAACACCCUCUUAACGUAUCAUAUUGGAAGUAAACGGCCUCGGAAUGGAAAAGACGAGUGCGUCUUCCACCCCAACAACAAAUUACAUAAUGCAACCCUUGCGGUUAGCAAAUUUACCUCUUUCAUGACCCUCGCUUGCGCGAGAAGGCAGAGUGCUCGCUGCCACUGAUGGCACAAGCUUUUGGCGGGGCUUGUUGAGUUGGCUACUUUUGCGAGAAGGCAGAGCGGGUUGUUGCUGGUUGAUGAAUUUGACAAUGUAUGUACUAGGAAAUAUGUUUUUGUCGACCAGAGGUGACUGAAUGACUGUUCAGGCUUAUUGCUAAUCGUUAUAGUAAUGAAGUAUAAUUUCUAAACAGGAGCAUAAAAACAGGUAAUAAACAUGAAUCAUUAUAUUACUUCACAGUAAUCUGUUAAAUGCUUUUUCAGUCCUUCCUCUUUCGUUAGCAGUGUGGAAAGGGACAGAAAAAAGUGCGCGCAGGAGUUUUCCUGUGAGGGGAGUGGUGUAUCCAGGGAGAGAACUAAACUAAUCUUCUGAAAUUUCAUUUGUGGUCUUAUGCUGCAAUCGAUUGGAAUCAUUUAGCAACUGCGGUAGUACUGAAUAAAGUAUAUCCUUACUAAAGUAGUAAUUACUCAGAAUUGCACAAUAUAAAAUGUUCUAGUUCAUUUAAUCACUUACAACCAUAAAAUAACAGAUUUUAUCUCCAUCUCUUCAUUUAAAGACUCAAUCAUGGACACUCUUACUGACAAUUGUUCCUGCUUCGCGUGUUGUAUUGUUGUCUCUACCUUCUUGCCCUUUGUGCUGUUGUCUGUGCCCAAUAAUGUUUGUACCAUGUCUUGUGCUUCUACCAUGUUGUGCUGCUGCCAUGUUGUGUUGCUACCAUGUUGUUUUCAUGCUGGGUUGCCACCAUGCUGUGUUGUCCUGUGUUGCUUCCAUACUUAUGUUGUCGUCUUAGGUCUCUCUUUAUGUAGUGUUGUCUCGUUGUGAUGUGUGUUUGGUCCUAUAUACAGUUGAAGUCAGAAGUUUACAUACACCUUAGCCAAAUACAUUUAAACUCAGUUUUUCACAAUUCUUGACAUUUAAUCCUAGUAAUAAUUCCCUGUCUUAGGUCGGUCAGGAUCACCACUUUAUUUUAAGAAUGUGAAAUGUCAGAAUAAUAGUAGAUAAUUGUUUAUUUCAACUUUUAUUUAUUUCAUCACAUUCCCAGUGGGUCAGAAGUUUACAUACACUCAAUUAGUAUUUGGUAGCAUUGCCUUUUAAAUUGUUUAACUUGGGUCAAAUGUUUCGGGUAGCCUUCCACAAGCUUCCCACAAUAAGUUGGGUGAAUUUUGGCCCAUUCCUCCUGACAGAGCUGGUGUAACUGAGUCAGGUUUGUAGGCCUCCUUACUCGCACACACUUUUUCAGUUCUGCCCACAAAUUUUCUACAGGAUUGAGGUCAGGGUUUUGUGGUGGCCACUCCAAUACCUUGACUUUGUUGUCCUUAAGCCAUUUUGCCACACAUUUUGAAGUAUGCUUGGGGUCAUUGUCCAUUUGGUAGACCCAUUUGCGACCAAGCUUUAACUUCCUGACUGAUGUCUUGAGAUGUUGCUUCAAUAUAUCCACAUCAUUUUCCUUCCUCAUGAUGCCAUCUAUUUUGUGAAGUGUACCAUUUCCUCCUGCAGCAAAGCACCUCCACACAUGAUGCUGCCACCCCCAUGCUUCACGGUUGGGAUGGUGUUCUUCGGCUUGCAAGCCACCCCCUUUUUCCUCCAAACAUAACGAUGGUCAUUAUGGCCAAACAAUUGUAAUUUUGUUUAAUCAGACCAGAGGACAUUCCUCUGGUAACUUAACUUCAGUUCUUUCUUUCCACAGACAUGGCCAUCAGGUAUCCUAUGGCCGUGGGCCUUAGCAAAGGCCACCCAGUAACCAAGAAUGUGACCGCGCCGAAACAUGCUCGUAGGCGAGGGGUGAGUUAAUCUGAAUGGAUAGAAACAUGACACCCACAUGUAGUGUCGUAUUGGUAGAGUCCAUCAGGUCACUACGUCCUCAGGUAAAGGGUCAAGACCAGGGUUAUUCAAUUCCGGUCCUGGAGGGCCGAAACACCUCUGUUUUUCAUCCUCUCCUUCUAAUCAGGGGCUAAUUCAGACCUGGGACACCAGGUGAGUGCAAUUAACUACCAGGUAGAAAUAAAAAACAGAAGUGUUUCGGCCCUCCAGGACCGGAAUUGAAGAACCCUGGUCUAGACUAUGGAUCCUUUGCCACAGGUUGUUUGCUUGACCUAGAACUGCUGGGUGCUAGUUCAAAUUUGUGUUCUAAUCCCAUUGCUGCCACCAGUGUAGUGAUUGAGGGCCGGGGUUCAGGAUUCGCUUCGGCUGUCUCCCCUACAUCAUUGACAUGCAUACAUAUGUUCUGACACAAAGUAGAUGACCACAUCAAAUGGUUGCACCUGUUAUUAUAUGAGAAAUGGGUCCAGUGGUCCACAAUAUGGCUGGAACAUAAGCCACAGUUACUGUUGGUUCUAAUGCAUCUAACCCAGUGUCUCUUCACUGAUUUGUAUUUCAGCGUCUGACCAAGCACAGCAAGUUUGUGCGUGACAUGAUCCGUGAGGUGUGCGGCUUCGCCCCCUACGAGAGACGCGCCAUGGAGUUGCUGAAGGUUUCCAAGGACAAGCGUGCCCUCAAGUUCAUCAAGAAGAGGGUAUGUAUGAUUCCCCCGCUACUAACCUGGCUGGGUUUAUUUGUGUUGGUAUUGGCAGCAUGGAUGCAUUUGUCCCAUGUCAGUUACUGUUGCUUUCUGCAGCUGCUCUCUUGUGACAGUUUGAGAACAAAAUAAGUACAUUUUUCAAACUGAACAGAUUUUGUAUUACCCCAUUGAUUUUGAACUAGACACCUGUUUGGGAAUGUCUAGCAUUUUGUGCAGCUGUCUGAAAUGUUAUGGACUGUUUCCUCUGUAGAGUAUUUAUUGGCAAGAUGCAUCAAAACUAUUGGAUCAGUAUAAUUAUUAUCCUAUAGUUUGUCCAAUCAUUUAAUUCAAAACAAAAGCAAGGGAAGUUUUGCAUUAUGGAACUGCUAGCCCCAUAUUUGUUGAUUACUGUCCCAGAGACAUGCUUCAGUGCUUAUUUCAUCCUGAGCAUGGUAGUUAACCUGCUGUGAAAGUUGCAGAUGCGUUUGUUGGGUUUUCCCUGUUGCACAUUCUAAUGUGUGUUUGCUCCACAGAUUGGAACUCACAUCCGCGCCAAGAGAAAGAGGGAAGAGCUCAGCAAUGUCCUAGCUGCCAUGAGGAAAGCAGCUGCCAAGAAGGAUUAAGCGGUUCUUGCAAAUAAAUAUUUGUAUUUAAGAAAAUUGAAAGUUUUCAGUUCCUUUGUUUCUAAUUUUAGAACGACUAAGUGGUACUAUGCUUAGCAAUGGGCUUGGACUGUUUGAACUACUUUUCUCAAUCUGCAGAGGGGAGAGAUUUCCAUUUAUCCUUGAGCAUACAUAUGCUUCAGGCUGCAUGUCUUUUCAAGUUUACUAGGGUGAGAUGCCUGCAGACACUACAGACCUGGAGUAGAACUCUUCAGAUGUCUUUGGGGCACGUCUGUCUAAAUAAGCCAUUUACUUUCAUUGAAAUCUGAGUGUCUAAUCGUCUGGGUAGUGUACUUCCCAGUAGUACAGUUGCCUGCAUUUUUAGACAUGCCAAAGGGAUAGCCAAUGAUAUACAAGUCUUACCGGCAGCCUGUGUGCUUUCUGCAGAAACUGGCAAAUGGUAUGUUAUGAAACCACUGUUGAUCAAGUGGGCACAAACAAUUGUGUUAAAUGACAGUACUCAAGUUUGUUUCAACAGAUUAAAUGCAACCUACAUAUUUGGUCAAUAAAAAAGACCUAAGUCUAGGCUGCGUAGCAGUGACAUGACCAACUGUGGUAGUUUUUGGGGAUCUUUGUAUUACUGUUGUAAAGCUAGCAUCCCCUCCUAAGGCCUACUGUACUUCAACACAUCAGGGGUGUUCUCAGGGGUUGAACAUUGCUGAUAGAAAUGCAAUUUAUAGAGCUGAUCCUUCCCUAUUUUCUAUUUUAGUCAUUUAGCAGACA